AUGUCAGCAGGAAAAGUCUACGAGGGUAUUCUCCCUGUCCACAAACCAGAAGGCGUCACAUCAGCCGAUGUCCUCCGCAAACUCCAAAAACACUUCAACCCCUCUACUACAUUCCGACCCUGGAUAGAAGGCGAAAUCACCCGCCGCAAGAACGACGUCAACUUCCGCAAUCGACGCAAGAAGCGGCCCGAAGUGAAAAUCGGCCAUGGCGGGACACUCGAUCCUAUGGCGACGGGGGUGCUGAUUACUGGUAUUGGUCGGGGUACAAAGCAUCUUAUUAAGUUCUUGGAAUGCCCCAAGACGUACGAGACGGUGGUAUUGUUUGGUGCGGAGACGGAUACAUAUGAUCGAACUGGUAAACUCGUACGGAAAGCGCCCUAUGAGCAUAUCACACGGGAGGUGGUUGAGGAGGCCAUGAAGAAAUUUCGUGGAAAGAUUAUGCAACGUCCGCCUAUCUUCUCGGCAAAGAGUAUACAGGGCGUGAGGUUAUACGAGUAUGCGAGAGCAGGAAUGGAACCACCCGUCGAAAUCAAGUCUCGAGAAGUCGAAGUUUAUGAUCUUCAAAUAUUGGAAUGGUAUGAGCCUGGAACACAUGACUACAAGUGGCCGGAGGUGGAAAUGUCCGGUGAAGAGAAGGAGGUUGCAGAGAAGAUGUUGGAUAAGGAGGCUGCGAUACCAGUCGCAUCGGAGGCAGAAGCAGCCGAGCAAGCAGCAGCGAACGCGCUCUUGGAGGACAAGAAAAAGAGGAAAGCUUCUCCGGGCCUUGAUGAGAGUAGCGCAAAUAAGGAUUCAGAAUCGAAACGUCUGAAAUCUGAUCCCGAGACAUCGGAACCUGCUCAAUCCUCCACCGAAGGCGCAAACGCCGGGACGGAAGAUACGAGCAACACCAAAGAAGGGGCCACAGAAGAACUAAAAGAAGUGAAACCACCCAAUCCACCAGCGGCCAGAAUCACCAUGACAGUCUCCUCCGGCUUCUACGUCCGAUCCCUCGCACACGAUCUCGGCAAAGCAGUAGGAAGCUGCGGAUUAAUGAGCUCGCUUGUCCGCUCCAAGCAAGGUGACUAUACGCUUGAUCCUGAGAAGAUUCUGGAAUAUAAAGAUUUGGAAGCUGGGGAGGAGGUUUGGGCUCCCAAAGUCAUUCGGUUUUUGGAGGAGUGGGAGGAGAAGAAUCCGCUUGCUGAGAGUACAUAG
Talaromyces marneffei is the source of this 1191-nucleotide messenger RNA. RefSeq lists its product as uncharacterized. Bases 1 to 1191 code for a protein of 396 amino acids. The record is from RefSeq and is a predicted model, not a curated record. Gene Ontology annotation, biological process: mRNA pseudouridine synthesis; tRNA modification. Gene Ontology annotation, cellular component: mitochondrion. Gene Ontology annotation, molecular function: pseudouridine synthase activity; RNA binding. NCBI's taxonomy places the organism in Eukaryota, Fungi, Ascomycota, Eurotiomycetes, Eurotiales, Trichocomaceae. The transcript is spliced from 2 exons.